AGCACCUCCUGCAGUUCGACUCAGAGGCAUUGGAGAAGCACCUGCAGGCGGUGCCGCUGCCGUCGCUGCUGCUGCUUUCCCCUCAUGACCAAGCCAUCUUCUUUCCGGACGAGGUAACACGCCCCUUGAGUUAUGCUGGUGUGCUCGUCAUGUCCCUGCUGCUGCUGUCCCCGCACGACCGGGCCACCUUCUUUUUGGAAGAGGCCCAACAGCAGUCUCAACCAAGGCAGGAUAUCUCCUCCUCUCUUUCCCACUGGUGGCUGGACCCUGGGUGCUAUGCCACGGAUGAGAGCGACUGGGUGGCGGUUGAGGCGAUUCACAGUGGUGCAGAGGAGUUCAGAGCAGUAGGGGACGACGAGGAGGGUGAGAGUAGAGAAGGAGGGCGUGACUUGGGAAGGCAGCAGGGAGAGGAGAAUGAGUUGCAGCAGCAGCAGAAGCAGCAGCUUCAAAAGUCCUUCCUCCCUCUGACACCACAGCCUGCAGCAGCCUCUGGACUGGCACCGAGCACACAGGAGGGCACAGCAAAACAGCAGCUAAAACAGUCGGGAAAGCAACCAGGAAGGAAGAAUGAUGCGCAUGAGCAUGGGCUCGCAGGGGUAGAUGAUUUGGAUGAGCUUCUGGGAGGACAGGCAGGGAGCAGCAGCGGUGCAACCAGAGCAGAGAAUCUGCAGACGAAGCAGAAAGCAACAGGGGCAGCAGCCCCUGUGAACGUGCAUGGGCAUGGGAAUGUGCAUGGUUUUGCGGGGGAAGAUGAUUUGGAUGAGCUGCUGGUAGGGCAGGCAGAGAGCAGCAGAGGUGCAAGUGCAACCAAGGAAGAGGUGAAGGUAGCAGGUGGUUUGGGUGUGGCUACUGUAGGUGCUGCACAGGUGACACCAGCAGCAGUGCCACAGACACUGCUGGAGAUACAGCGGCACAGCCAGCAGGUGUUUCUCCAGCAAGUACCCACACUCCCUCCACUGCCGCCCCUCCCUCCUCCGCCCCUGCUUGAAGCCCCUGCUGCUGCUGCUGCUGCCGUGCCACACUCUCCCCCUCUGAUGUUCCCCCCUCUUGUCUGCCCCCCUCUCGUCUCUCCCGCCCUUGUUCCUCCCGCUUUAGUCCCUGCCAGAGCUGCUGCUGCUGCCUCUGCUGCUUCUACUGCUGCUGCUGCUGCCGCCACAGGCGUGGGGGCAGCAGUGCAGGCGUGUGGAGGCCACGUGGCAGCCGCCCUGCACAGCCAGGAGAGGCUGGACGCGGCUCUUGGGAGACUGGCAGCUGGUAGCCAGGAGAGGCUGGACGCGGCCCUUGGGAGACUGGCAGCUGGUGGGUGUGCUGAUGGGUGUGUAUGGGUGUGGAUGGGUGCAUGGAUAUGUGCCCCUCCUGCCCCUCCUGCCUCUCCUCCCUCUUCUGCCCUUCUUUCCUCUCCUUCCCCUCCUGCCUCCCCUGCCCCUCCUUCCUCUCCUGCCCCUCCUGUAUCCCACUCUGCCCUACAUGCAUGCCCCACAUCAGAGCUGGACGGCAUACAGGAGGGGUUGCCCAUGCCAGUCAUGCCGCCAUGCACCACUCGCAUUAGGCUGCCCAUGCCGGUCAUGCCGCCAUGCACCACCCGCAUUGAUAUUCCCCCCUCUGCCUCUCCUCCCUCUCUUGCCUCUCCUGCACCCACACUGCCCUGCCCCAUUCCCAUCAGAGCUGGACGGCAUACUGUAGAGGCUGCCCAUGCCGGUCAUGCCGCCAUGCACCACUCGCAUUGCCACUGCUCCUCCCCUCCAUUCCCUCCACCCGUCUAUAUGUCCUGA
Molecule: messenger RNA, 1772 nt
Organism: Closterium sp. Naga37s-1
Lineage: Eukaryota; Viridiplantae; Streptophyta; Zygnematophyceae; Desmidiales; Closteriaceae
Source: the annotation of a GenBank genome assembly